Molecule: messenger RNA, 2310 nt
Organism: Paramecium tetraurelia
Lineage: Eukaryota; Ciliophora; Oligohymenophorea; Peniculida; Parameciidae
Exons: 1
Biological process (GO): iron-sulfur cluster assembly
Cellular component (GO): cytosolic [4Fe-4S] assembly targeting complex
Molecular function (GO): protein binding
Source: RefSeq, a predicted model, not a curated record
AUGUCUUAGAGCUCAGAUAAAAGAAUGUGCAAAACUCAUAAUUUAUAGAUCAUUGCCACCAAUCUUAAGGAGUCUUGUGACGAGGAAAGUAGACAUUUAUGUGGGUAAUGCCUAACAUUAAGAACUAUGGAAUAGACCAUCCAUAUAAAUGAGGUGGCCUAAAAUUACUUAAAUGAAAUUAAAACAGAGUACUAUUAACAAAAGAGUAAAAAUAUUGAAUAGGCAUAAAAUAUACUAAGCUAACUCUAAGUUUGCAUUGAUGAGCUCAAAAGAAGUUUGUUGUAGAUUUGUGAAAAAGUCUCUCAAUAAAUCACUCAAGAGAUAGAGAGAUUAUCAUCUCUUAUGGAGAAAUUAGAUUAGACUGUUUAAUCUAUAGAUGUUUAUAAUUUUGAUGAAUUAUUUACCAAACUCUCAAAAAGAAGAUUUAGAAAAUUCAUAGUUUUCAUUCAGAAACAUCUUAAAAUCUCAGAUAGAACAAAUUUAGAAUAACUAAAAAAUCGAAGAAUUUCUUCAAUAACUUAAUUCAAUAGAAUUUUAAACAAGUCAAAUGGAAAUCUUUUAAACUCAAUAAUGCUCGUAGAAUUAAGAAGAACAUUAGAUUGUAAAGAUUAUAAUGAUAAUAAAUAGGACACUCCAGGACUUAAGGUAGUAUGCCAAACUCACAAUAAAGAAGUAAUAGCCUUUGAUCUUGAUCCUGAGAGAGCUAAGGAAAAUCGGUUAGCUUGUAUUUACUGUAUUGAAGAAAACUCAAUAAAAUAUCAUUCGUUGACAAAAGUGUAGAAACAGUGGAAUUAAUUGGAAGAAAUAAAGAAAAAGAAAUUGGAGGCAUUGCAACAAAAAAAUUAUGAGAAUGAAUAAGUUAUAUUGUAAUAAUUAACCACUUUUACUGAUAUAUUGCAAUAGAAGAAAAAUGAAAUUAUUGAUUAUCUAAAGGAGCAUAAUUCAAAUUUAAAUAACAUAAUUAAUUCAGCAUUUUAGGGAUAGAAUUAAAAUUGGCAGAAUUUUUAAAAGAAAACUCUUCUUGAUAUAGCUGAAACUUUAUCUAACACUUAAUUAACUGAUUAGAUUUAGUUUAAGUAAGAAAAUUAAAUAUUGGAAUAGGAAUAGUAAUUAAAUAAAAACAUUUAUAAUUCUCUUUAGAAGGUUAAAGAAACUUGUGCGACAUCAUUCCAAAAAAUAUCUGAAAAGAUUUGUAAUGAUUAGGAAUAAGUCUUUUAUCAUUCUAUGAUAUAACAGUAGAGAGAACCUUAAAUGAUAUCAAAAGUGGUCGAAUUAAAUUUGUAGAUUCCAUAAGAAACGAAAUAUCAAGAGAUAAAAUAAACAUAAACAGAUUCAGUAUCGUAAGGGCAAGCAAAGAUUAAUUAUUUAAUGUUACAAAACCCUCCAAUAAGGCAAGUUGAUAAUUUUAGGUCAUUAUGCUUUACAAAAGAGAAUGAUAUAUUAAUAGCAGGAUGCAAUAAAUCAAUAUAACUAUACAAAUUUAUUUGGGGGUAAUUGGAACUUAUUUAAUCGCUAGAUAAGCACGAUUCAAAUAUUUGUUCAAUUUAUGCUAUGAAGAAAAGUAAAUCAUUUGUUUCAGGGGAUUUUAAUGGGAAGGUAAUCUUUUGGGUUUUUGAAGACAAUAAGUUAAAAUUCUAAGCUGAAUUAAAGGAACAUACAGAUUACGUUAAUUAGAUAUUGAUGAAUAAGGAUGAGAAUGAAAUGAUCACAUGUAGUGAUGAUAAGUGUAUUAAAUUUUAUACCAAAGAAUAAUAAUAAUGGAGAUGCGUAUAGACUAUAAAGAAUCAUCAGAGUAACGUAAAUGCAAUAUCAUUGAAUGCAUUAGAAAAUACUUUGAUUUCAUGUGGAUUUGAUAGCCUAAUUUCAGUGUUAAUUAAAGAUCCGCUUUUAAGAGAAUGGUAAGUAAAGUAAACAAUUAAGAAUGAGCAAUAUGGUUAUAGGAUUUGUUUCAUUAAGAAUAACCAUUUCUUUUUUUAACCUCAGGGAUAAUCGAAAAUAUAGCUAUUUAAAAAAUCUAGUGUGAGUGGUGAAUUUGAGAAGAUGAAUGAGUUUGAUGUGACUAAAAUAUAGAGUAGUUGUUGUAGAUGGUUCUAAAUGGAAUAUAAGGAAUAAAGCAAGUUGUUAUUAUGUAAGAAUGGAAAUUGUGUUAAUUUAUUUAAAGUUUAGGAUGAUUAUUCACUAAAGGCUGAAUAAACAAUCACAUUCGAAACUUAGAGUAUUUAUGGAGCAAUAACAAGUGAUUCUUUGUAUCUAAUUUUAUGGGAUGAGAAAUCUAAGCAAUUUUAAAUUAGAAAAUAGUACGAUGAAUGA